This is a messenger RNA of Symbiodinium necroappetens, 810 nucleotides long. Lineage: Eukaryota; Dinophyceae; Suessiales; Symbiodiniaceae. The record is from the annotation of a GenBank genome assembly.
AUGAAGCCAUGGGCGGCCUUGUCGUAUUUCCUGGCUUUGUGUGGGGCCGAGCACAUCCUAUGGUUGCAGAGGCACGACUUCCAGCAAUUGGCGCUGACGGAUGCCAACUCCACCGUGUACCAGGCUUGGCAGACAAGGAGUCAGACAAGCACUUUGUAUGCGAAUCGGCUUCUUGCACUGGAGCAACUGGCAACGAGCAGUCUGCGAUCGGAGGAGCUGAAAGACAGACGGAACUUGUACUACACAGCUGCAGUGCAGAUUGGCGCGCCGCCCAAGGAGGUGCAGCUCAUCCUGGACACAGGAUCCUCGGACCUCUGGGUUUCCGACCGGGUUUACGACCCUGAUGAAUCUACGACAUGGAGUUCGGAAGGGCAGCCCGUGAACAUGACUUACGGCAUCGGCUUUAUGAGUGGUGUCUACGGGCUCGAUCGGGUCUGUCUUGCAACAAUGCCUCAGAGGACCUGUAUCAACGAGCAGCCCGUGAUUUACGGCAUGGAAACGCGAGACAUUCCCAACAGAAUCCAUGGUGUCCUCGGGCUGGCCUUCAUCGGACUUUCACAUGUGCAUCGCACAUUCCUGCGGAAUCUCAACGAGAGCUUUGCGGACCUCGCCUUCGCGUUUGCGCUGCACGGGGGUGACCAGAAAUCGCUGUUCACAGUGGGCGACUACGAUGAGGUCCUCGCUCGGGGCUUCCAGGUCACCGGCAUCGACAAAGCUUCGGUGGUGCGUGCAAACGUUCUGAGCGUUUUCAGGGUCCAAGGCGAAGCGGGACCCCAAGCAGGCUGGUGGCUCGUGAAAGCGCGCGUGAAG